UGGAGGGGGGGCGGGAUGCCCAGGGUAUUGGGGUCAGGGUGGCAUUAGCCUAGCUCAAGCCAGGCCGGGCUGACUCAGCACCCCGUCCUGGCCACCCCUCAUCCCCGACGGCUCGGCACUCUCCCCUCGGGCAGCGAUGGGAGAUGGCGCCGGUGCUGCCCCUGGUGCUGCCCCUCCGGGCCCGCGUCCGUCUGGCGCAAGGGCUCUGGCUCCUCUCCUGGCUGCUGGCCCUAGCCAGCGGCCUCACCCUGCUCUCUAGUGGGCACCUCCUGGUCCAGCUGCGGCACCUGGGCGCUUUCCUUGCCCCGUCCUGUCGGUUCCCUGCCCUGCCGCAGACCGCGUUGGCAGCGGGUGCGGCGGCUCUGGGCACGGGGCUGGGGGCGGCGGGAGCCAGCAGAGCCAGUUUGGACGCGGCCCGGUUCCCUCCCUGGCGAGGGGUCCUGGGCCCGCUGCUGGCGGCUGGCACGGCCGGGGGCGGGGGGCUGCUGAUGCUCGCCCUGGGGCUAGCCCUGGGUUUGCCUGUGAGUCUGGACCAGGGGCUGGAGGAGGGCCUGGGGACCGCCCUGGCUCACUACAAGGACACUGAGGUGCCUGGGCGCUGUCAGGCCAAACGGUUGAUGGAUGAGCUGCAGUUGAAGCAUCAUUGCUGCGGGCGCCAUGGCUACAAGGAUUGGUUUGGGGUCCAGUGGGUCAGCAGCCGCUACCUGGACCCCAAUGACCAGGAUGUGGUUGACCGGAUCCAGAGCAAUGUGGAAGGCCUAUACCUGACAGAUGGGGUCCCGUUCUCCUGCUGCAAUCCCUACUCGCCCCGGCCAUGCCUGCAAAACCGACUCUCAGACCCUUAUGCCCACCCUCUCUUUGAUCCCCGACAACACAACCUAAACCUUUGGGCCCAAGGGUGCCACGAGGUGCUGCUGGGACACUUGCAGGACUUGUCGAGCACACUGGGCAGCAUGCUAGCUGUCACCUUCCUGCUGCAGGCUCUGGUGCUCCUCGGCCUGAGGUAUCUGCAGACAGCGCUGGAGGGGCUUGGAGGGGUCAUCGAUGAGGAAGGAGAAACCCAGGGUUAUCUCUUCCCUGAUGGGUUUAAAGACAGGCUGAAAACAGUGUGGCUGCCAGGAAGGGGUGCCCAUAAGCCAGCGCCUGAGGAUGCCCCACCUGAGGACGACCCUCCCAAGGAGGACCAACCAGAGCCCUAGCAGUCUGCAACUGGGGUAGGGCAUGGAGGCUAAGUACAAGGAAGGGAUGGACAAAUGUGGCAAACUCAAUGCCUUGAGCUCUCCCUUGGCUUUUUUUUUUUUCCUCAAGACUGGCACUCUACCAUUUGAGCCACAGUUCCACUUCUGGCUUUUUGGUGGUUAACUGGAGAUAGAGUCUCACAGACUUUUCCUGCCCAGGCCGGCUUCAAACUGUGAUCCUCAGAUCUCAGCCUCCUUGAGUAGCCAGGAUUACAGGCGGGAUAGCAUCCUGCACCUGGCAGGAAACUCCUAGGAUUAGAAGGGUUAAGGGUAGUCCCAGGCUAGACUGGGGUGAGAAACUAGAUUUCCUAGGAACCAGCCCUGUGGCCAAAGCCAGGAGGGAUGGAGAAGACACGGGGUGAUGGGAAAAUCCGCGGAAGGGCUGGACAUGGCCUCUGGCGCGGGCUCCGUAAUAAAGUGUUUGUAAGGAA
This is a messenger RNA of Perognathus longimembris pacificus (Pacific pocket mouse), 1669 nucleotides long. It is a transcript of the gene Rom1, whose product is annotated as retinal outer segment membrane protein 1. The coding region runs from base 144 to 1199 and encodes 351 amino acids. NCBI's taxonomy places the organism in Eukaryota, Metazoa, Chordata, Mammalia, Rodentia, Heteromyidae. Gene Ontology annotation, biological process: visual perception. The transcript is spliced from 3 exons. Gene Ontology annotation, cellular component: membrane. The record is from RefSeq and is a predicted model, not a curated record.